Blastomyces gilchristii SLH14081 is the source of this 1807-nucleotide messenger RNA. Its product is annotated as oxidoreductase. NCBI's taxonomy places the organism in Eukaryota, Fungi, Ascomycota, Eurotiomycetes, Onygenales, Ajellomycetaceae. The transcript has 6 exons. Bases 340 to 1491 code for a protein of 383 amino acids. The record is from RefSeq and is a predicted model, not a curated record.
UUUUUCCCUAGGAGAGUAUGUCCCUUCGGUUGAACAACCAUGGAUAUUGUUUCAUUAAUCUCAAAAGAUCAAAAAAGGUUUAAAUUCUAUUUAACCGAUCUAAUUUUAAUGAAUGCAUCAUACUCCUCGCCGAUGUUCGGCUUUUUACUCGUCCCCGUCAAGCGGAACUGACCGAAGCUCCUCCAUGUCAAAGAUUGCCUCUUCCCCAUGCAACCGAUCCCGGACCGAUAUGAUAUGGUGUGGUACAAGGCGAAAAAUCAUAAAUACUUUCAAAAUCCGGAUAUAACCUUCCACUCUAUCAAACAAUCGUAUAUCAUCGCCAUCAUUGACUGAUUAGCAAUGGUCGAGAAUAAGCCCGCCAGAGCGGCUGCCGUGCGGCUGCCAGUGAUCAACAUCUCAAAAGCCACACCCGCCGUUGGAAAGGCUAUGAUCGAUGCGGCAACUAAAUAUGGCUUUUUCUAUGUGGAUAGUGCCAGCAGUUAUUUCUCAAGUGACGAUGUAGAGGGCGCGUUUGCUAUGGCCCGGGAGUUCUUUGCUUCUCCUUAUGAAGAAAAAGCUGUGGUUGCGAUUGGUACAAAUAAUAGGGGCUGGUCUGGCAUGCAUGCGGAAACGCUUGACCCCAAACAUCAACAGAGAGGCGAUUUCAAAGAAGCAAUGAACUUUGGCGAAUUCAAAGAUAACAAGCCCCAGCAGGAGCUGCCUAAAUCGCUUGUUCACCACGAAGCCGAGUUAGCAUGCUUCAUGGACCUAUGUCGAAAGACAUGUAAUCGGAUUCUCGCCCUCCUAGCCCUAGGCUUAGAUAUCCCCGAAAACUGGUUUACAUCCCGUCACGACCCCGCCGUCGGGCCGUCUGGCUGCACCUUCCGCUUCCUCUACUACCCUUCAAUCGACUCACCUGCUUCCUCAACCUUCAAGCACGGCGUUGACGUCCGCGCCGGGGCCCACAGCGACUACGGCAGUAUCACCCUCCUAUUCCAGCGAGAUGGCCAGCCAGGGUUAGAAAUCCUUACGCCGACGGGGGGAUGGGCGCCUGUACCUGUUCGGCCUGCUGUUUCUGGCAGUGACAGUGGCAGUGGCGCGGAUGCGAUAUUCCCACCCAUACUGAUAAACAUUGGUGAUCUGCUGAGUUUCUGGACGGCUGGGCUGUUGAAAUCUACGGUACAUCGAGUUGUGUUUCCACAGGAGUUGCAGCAACAGCAACAGCAGCAGCAGCAGGGAGUUGAGAUGGAUGAAGGCGACCGAAGCCGUGAUAGGUAUAGCAUGGCAUAUUUCUGUCAUCCGGUGAAUAACACGGAGCUUGUGCCUGUUCCUAGCCAGCUCGUUGAGGAGCGGAGGAAGCAGAAUAUGAUGUCUACGACGGACGGCAGGCAGCGACUGGGAGAUAAUGGUGGUAAUAGUGGUGAUGCUGGGGAAGUUCCUUUGACUGCGAGAGAGCAUUUGGCGGGGAGGUUGGCGGCGACAUAUGGCGGGUUGAAGGAGGAGUAUCAGUGAUUUUUAUCUUUUUUUUCUCUAACAUCUAGCGUCUCGGGCUAUGAUUGAAUGGAUCUGCUUCUUUCAUCCUGUAGCUCAGAGUUUCUAUCUCAGUAUUCAUAGCCCAACUGCAACCAUCCCAAAUCCAUACGACAUGGCUUUUCCCCUUUUCUCGCACACGUCCUUUCGUGGCUUUUUGGAAAUUGUGAAAUACGACAAUAAAAUCUAUCCAACACGAUCUAAAUCUGUAGAUGCAUUUAGAACCCCAUUGCGGCCAAGGCGACAAAAGCUUAAUUUUAGUAGGUUUGCCAUAAGCCAUUCAUAAUCUCAGUACAAC